AUGCUGUACGAGAAAACGUUAUCCAGGAAGGUUAUCGGUAGUCUCACGCAGCCGCGAGAAGUAGGAAGUCCCAACGGGACGAAUGACGGCGGCCCCCCAAUGGAGACAAAGCGACCCAUAUCUCAAUUGGAGUCUAUUUGGGAAGGUCUGUAUAGGCCAAUAAAAAGGUUGUUCAGUACAAAACAUGAGCGUCCAAAUGAGUCAAGAAAGCCGGCGUCAAUGGGGAAGAUUCUAAACAUGAUGCGAAUCUUACUGCAACGGGAGAGAACAAGGAGAACAGCUACGGAUAGUAAACUUCAGAAAGUCACCGAGUAUGUUAGCGCGAUUCGUCACCUACGAUGGUAUGGGUGGCAAGAUAUUUGGCAAGACCAGAUCAUGCAAGCAAGGCAGCAGGAAUUAAACCUCCGUGUCAUCACUAGUCUCUGGGGAGUCCUGAUCAGUUUUACGAAUAAUCUAGGGAGUGGCAUGUUCCCUGUUGCUGCUUUCUACGCCUAUACAGUCCUGGCCGGCCAACCACUGCGUAUAGACAUCGCUUUUCCCGCUUUGCAAUUGUUCGGUAUGCUGGAAGGCAGCCUCCGCGAGAUCCCAGGACUAAUAACAGUCCUUUUGAACGCCAGAAUUGCGGUCGGCCGUAUAGAAGAUUUCAUGGAAGAGCCCAACAAAGACCACCCAAUUACGCAAGAAGCCAAGCCGGAGCCCAAGUUGGAAAGUGCUUCAUUUGCUUGGCCCGGCACCGGUCGUCCUGUGCUCCAUGACAUAAGCAUUGCGUUCCCUGUUGGUCUGACCGUUAUCACUGGUAAGGUCGGUGCAGGUAAAACAGCCUUACUACAGGCAUUGAUGGGCGAGCUCGACAAUUUAGCUGGCUCGGUCGUCCAGUCCAAAGGGACAAUAGGAUACUGCGCCCAAACACCUUGGCUCCAGAGCAUGAAUAUUAGAGAGAAUAUACUCUUUUCCUCUUUGCAAGAGGAAGUUCGCUACAAGCAAGUUCUGGAAGCUUGCGCGUUGAAUCCAGAUCUUGCGUCCUUCAAGGAUGGUGACCGUUCAAACAUUGGAGAAAACGGCAUUGGACUAUCUGGGGGGCAAAAAGCUCGAGUAGCGUUGGCAAGGGCGGUGUAUAGUCGGGCAAAUUUACUCCUGCUCGAUGAUCCGUUCUCGGCUCUAGACUAUUUUACAGCUCAAAUGGUUGUGCGAAAAUGCUUUGGGGGCCCGUUGCUGGAAGGCAGGACCGUCAUUCUGGUCACGCAUCGCACAGAGUUAUGUCAUGGGAUAGCACGGCAGCUCGUUGAGAUGUCGGAAGGCAGAGCACAUGUUCUCGACGAGAUCGACUUUACGGGCCCAAGCAUGCUGAGCAGAAUUGGAUCUUCUGAGUCGGCCAACAGCAGGGAAGGAAAAUAUAAUACGGCGCAAGAAGCUGGUAUGGUGCCUAAUAAAUUCAUCGAGGAAGAACACAGGGCUCAUGGAGGGGUCAAAGCCGCUGUCUAUUGGGAAUACCUCAAAGCGGGCAAAAUCAAGUGGUGGGCUGUCUUGAUCUCCAUCCUAGCGCUUUAUCGCCUCGUCACUGUUGGAGAAACUUGGUUCCUCAAAAUGUGGGGUGAGGCCUUCGAGAGGAGUGGAAGUGAAAGCCGAGCCAGGUCCAGCCCCUUUCCAACACAGCCCUCACCGGAGACUAAUAGCUUCAUGCUGGUCAUCAUCUAUUCGGCUGGACGUCAGAUGUUUAGAGAAAUUAUGCAGAGAGUCUCCAAUGCAACGUUUCGAUUCUACGACGUCACUCCUGUGGGCCGCUUGAUGAAUCGCCUUACCUCAGAUGUUGGAACCGUCGAUGGGAACAUCAGUCAACAAUUCCAGAACGUGGCAUUCCUUUCCAUCACAUGGGUCUCUUCCGUCAUCAUCAUUGCGGGUGUUACGCCCAUGUUCCUCGUAUUAUCUCUUCUUCUAUCCCUCGCGUUUAUACUGAUAUUCCUACGUUUUCUACCCACGUCUCAGAGCCUACGACGACUCGAGAUGGUAUCUUUGAGUCCAUUGAUGUCGAACUUUGGCGCGUUACUGGACGGUUUGACAACUGUCCGUGCCUUUUGUGCUCAAAGUGUUUUCCAAACCAGAGUGAUUGCUGUAACGGAUACAUUCCAGAAGAUGGACCAUUUCUAUUGGAGUUUGCAAGCAUGGUUGAUGUAUCGCUUUGAUGCUUUGUCGGCAUGUGCAACGCUGCUUUUAACCUUACUCGCUAUUUACACCGGUGUCUCGGCUGGUCUCACGGCAUUCGUCUUAAUUGCAGCCUCUCAGUUUGUCAUGAGCACACACGCGCUAUGUAGGCAAUACGGACAGCUUCAGAUGGACUUUGUCUCCGUGGAAAGGGUUGUUGAGCUGUUACAUUUAGAGCAGGAACCCGCAGGAACAGUCGAUCCGCCAGCUUGGUGGCCCUCAUACGCGGGCGACAUUGUUUUUGAAGAUGUUACAAUCCGCUACGCUCCACAUCUUUCUCCAUCCCUAUCUUCCAUAUCUUUCUGCAUUCCAGGGGGAUCUACUACGGCGCUUCUUGGACGGACAGGAUCUGGCAAAAGUACCCUAUCACUUGCGCUGUUAGCCACGAUUCUGCCCGAAUCUGGCCGCAUUCUCAUAGAUGGGAUCGACAUCUCGAAAGUUGACAAGCAGGCUUUGCGAAGCCGCGUAACGUUCUUAGCACAAGACCCAAUUCUCUUCCCAGGCUCCAUGCGACAUAAUCUUGAUCCUCUAAAUGAUUACUCUAACGACGCCUGCGAAGCCGUCCUUGAUCGUAUAUGCGGCACCCAUCAAUGGAGGUUGGACACCGAGAUUGAGGCUGGCGGUCAAAAUCUAAGCCAAGGACAGAGGCAGCUAAUCGGGUUGGCCCGUGCUGUGCUAAGGAGGAGCUCGAUUGUCAUGCUUGAUGAGGCAACGGCGUCGAUCGAUGUGGAAACUGCAAUCCACAUACAGCAUGUACUUCGUGAAGAAUUAAGAGAAAGCACGGUCAUUACCAUUGCACAUCGGUUGGAGGCGGUGAAGAAUGCGGAUCACUAUAUCGUGCUCAAGAAUGGCCGGGUUUCUGCGCAGGGGUCGACAACGGCCGAAAUGAUGGAAGCAGGACUGGGUGAUCUUGCGGAGAGUGGAGGUUGA
Messenger RNA from Letharia lupina, 3129 nucleotides. RefSeq lists its product as uncharacterized. The coding region runs from base 1 to 3129 and encodes 1042 amino acids. Gene Ontology annotation, cellular component: fungal-type vacuole; membrane. The record is from RefSeq and is a predicted model, not a curated record. Gene Ontology annotation, biological process: transmembrane transport. Lineage: Eukaryota; Fungi; Ascomycota; Lecanoromycetes; Lecanorales; Parmeliaceae. Gene Ontology annotation, molecular function: ATP binding; ABC-type peptide transporter activity; ATP hydrolysis activity. The transcript has 5 exons.